AUGCCUGUGUCUCUUCCAAACUUCAACAACCAGAUGAAUAGAUUAUCAACACAGCAUGAUUCUUCACAAGCCACUUGUCAUAACUGCAAGAAAGCUGGUCACAUAGCAAAGAAUUGUACCAUGCCACCUGCUGCAAUACCACAAGAUACUCCUACCACUCAGUGUCAUUACUGCAAAGAACUUGGACACUCAACUAGAAAUUGCACAUCUCAAACCUCCAAGAAUAUGCGGAUAUUGAAUGCCAAUGGUGCAACAAGAUUUAAUGGCCCAACUAGAUUUUCUGCUGCACCAGCUUCAUAUGUUGAAUUGUUACCAUCUGCACCACCUCAAUCAACAACUUCAGUUGAUAAAUAA
This is a messenger RNA of Papaver somniferum (opium poppy), 354 nucleotides long. RefSeq lists its product as uncharacterized. Lineage: Eukaryota; Viridiplantae; Streptophyta; Magnoliopsida; Ranunculales; Papaveraceae. Gene Ontology annotation, molecular function: nucleic acid binding; zinc ion binding. The record is from RefSeq and is a predicted model, not a curated record. The transcript has a single exon. Bases 1 to 354 code for a protein of 117 amino acids.